GCUUUUCCUCCCAAAAACGUUCCGGUUUCUUUCACGCUCUUACAAGCAGGGAAAAAAAAAGAGAGAGAGAGCAUAUUUUACCCAUUUUGCAAAAAAGUUCUUCAUCUUUCAAUCAACCCCUUUCGACGUCGUCGUUUUACCUGCCUCAGAAACCUGGCUUGUUCGGCUCCUUCAUUUUCUCCUCAUAAAAUAAAACAGAAAUAAAAAGAAUGAGUUCUCCAGACUCGAAGUCGGUGUUUCCUGAAAUCUCCGAGGAGUCAUCAGUGCCUGAGCUGAUGGCGUUUGUGCGGUCGUCUUUUCGCCAAGAGGAUUUUCAUGAGGUGGAGAGGUUGCUGGUAGGUCGAGAGGAGAAGAUGGAGAUGGAGUUGAGAAAUCUGAAGAGGGACUAUGAGGAGAUGAAGAAAAAGUGUCAAUCGCUGGAGGCUCAGAAUUUGGAGCUUGAGGAGAAACUGAAGAAACGCAGGAUUGAAUGUCAGGAGUUGAGACAGCAGCUGGUUAGCCUAGAAAUUGAGAAAAGCGUAGCUGAGGACAUGGUUACGCUGCGUGAUGCUCAGCUGAUGGGCUUGACUAGUAGAGUAUCCAACUUGGAGGAGGCUGUUGCUCGGUUAUUGAGAGUUCCUGUCGCGAUCAUAAGGAGCGGUGCUCUUCUUGCUCAAGAAAGGACGCAAGUCCAGGUUUCAGCAAAUGGGGUGGGCCUUCUUGUUUAUGACGGUCAUAACAGGGGCAUGAAUAUAGAGAAUUUGCGGAACGGAAAUUUGAAGAACGGAGAUUUGCAGAACAGAAAUUUGCAGAACGGAAAUUUUCAGAAUGGAGCUGUCAAUCACGUGGGCAGUGAAAAUGGAGAAUUUCAUCUCGAGAAUUUGCACAAGGAAUUAGGCGUUAAUUUUGAGAAUCGCCAGACCAUGGACUCUUUUCUGAAUAGUCAGCUACAGUUUGCUCGCAUCAUAAGUGGUACUCAAUUCCCUGACUUGCCGAAGGAAGAGACUGCAGCAAGUGACCAUGACAAUGCUGAGGCUUCUUCUGGUGCACAAUUAACUUUUGAUUGUGCUGAAGUUGAAAAUGUUGCUUCUGACAAAAAGGAGGAGAGUAAUGGAUCUCCAGACACAGAUCUCAAUGGCAAGGAGUUGUUGCAAAGUAAUGCGAGGACAAUGAAUGGACAUGAUGUGGUUCUCUGUUCUACUGAUGUACAAACUGCUUGUGAUGCUCCUGAAGUUGGAACAGAUGGUAUUCACCCAGAAAAAGAAAAUAAAACUUUGUUGGCAGCAGCUUUAACCAAUACAGAUAAUGGUUGUGAUAAUCAAAUGGGUGGUCCAAAACAAUUGGUGAUUGAAACUGAUAGCUCCAAUCAGGCAGCUGCUUCAUGCAUUCCAGUUAGUGAGGCACCUGGAUCUCCCAUUGUUAUUGAAAUUAGUGAUAGUGAUGAAGAAAAUCUUCCUGCUGGGUCUACACAUUUCUUUACUACUUGUGCUUCAGACAUCAACUCAACUGGAAAGAAGGUGCCUUUCAUUAAUAUUGGGAAAGGCGCAUGCUUUAUGAAAACAGAGGAAGAGGAUGGAACUGAUUCCAUGGAAGAUUGUGAUAUUUAUCAGAUGCCAAAAAGAAAAAGAAGCAUGAUUGAGACUAGUGACACUAACUUUAUGGUGGCUAAGAGGAAGAAAGAAGAAAAUGGGCAGUUGCUUCGUGAUGAAAAUGGUUCCCUUGGUAGUGACAGCUCAGUGAAGCUUGACUGCAAAUCCGCUGGUCUUGAACCUCUUUUGCCUUCUGUUCAAAAUCGCUUAGGAGAAGUAAGGAGAGGUGGCAGUGUCCAAAUUGGUCUGAAAAAAUCACUCUUUGAUGAUAAUGAUUACUCGAGUGAUUGUACUUCUAGUGAUUCAGAGAGCGAAUCUUGUCUGGAAGCUUAUGUGGAUAAAAUGGUUGCAAUUGCUAAAGGAUACAGGCUGAAGACAUGGAAUUUUGCAGCAGACAUGCUUUCAGAUCUUGAGAAGGAUGAUGAACUCUGCAUGAAUGCAGUUUGUGCUCUCUAUCGGAAGAAAAAUUCUGCAGAGAAAUCCCCCAUGAAAUCAUCAGUUCUUGCAGAUCCAGGUUUUUCCUAUUGUGAUGCAAUGAGUGUAACUCAAUUAGCUGAGUUUUUAAUUGAUGGGGAUCCAGAGUUCAAGUUAAAGAGAACUGUCUCAGACGCUCAGCAAAAAGAUCCAAAAGUGCUUUCAAAGUGUAAAGAUCUUGCGAUUCAGUACUAUGAGAAGCUGUUUGAGUUAUAUCAAAAUGGGCAGGAUCCUUUCUUCCAUCCGAAGUUCUAAGCUCAUUUUUAAGAAGAUACUGAGAUAGAUGAUGCAUACAGGCUAAGUUAUAUACAUGACAGGCAGGGGUGCCUCAGCAUUGAUAGUCUUUUUUUUCUUACAGCCUAAUACGAUGGACCUGGUGAAGUUCUUUGUCAUACAAACUUGCAUGGAUUGGAGGCUUUGCAUUCUUCAAUUUGUAUAGUGCGACUCCCUGAAUGCAGACAGCCUUCUGAAUAGUUUUGCUUGGUUUGGUCAUAGAAAUAGCCUAUAAUAGGUAAUAGUUUUUAGAAUAUUUCCCUUAAAAAACAGUAGUAUGUGUAUUCUAUUCUCUGGAAUACAACAUUUAGUCAAGUGGUAUUUAUAGUUGCACACGAUCAAACUGCAGCUAGAAAUUGUUGAGUUAUUUAGGCCAUGCAAUGCAGCAUCAA
This is a messenger RNA of Coffea eugenioides, 2707 nucleotides long. RefSeq lists its product as uncharacterized. The record is from RefSeq and is a predicted model, not a curated record. Bases 210 to 2297 code for a protein of 695 amino acids. NCBI's taxonomy places the organism in Eukaryota, Viridiplantae, Streptophyta, Magnoliopsida, Gentianales, Rubiaceae. The transcript has 6 exons.